Penicillium daleae is the source of this 279-nucleotide messenger RNA. RefSeq lists its product as uncharacterized. The transcript has 2 exons. The record is from RefSeq and is a predicted model, not a curated record. Bases 1 to 279 code for a protein of 92 amino acids. Lineage: Eukaryota; Fungi; Ascomycota; Eurotiomycetes; Eurotiales; Aspergillaceae.
AUGCACAAUGUAACAAAUGUCGAUCUGACAAGCUAUGCCACCAGCAAGAGUACUGACCACCUGGUCAAGUUGUUGGCAGCCAAAUACAAUCGCUUCUACGUCCGAGUGGUGGGCAUAAACCCAGGACUCGUUCCCAGCAAUAUGAAUCCUGUCGGUGUCGAAGGAAAAACCUUUAGCUCGUUGUUUGACAAGGUUCCAGCGAAACGAGCGGGCGCUUCCGAAGAUAUGGCGGGCACGAUCCUGUAUCUUGUGAGCAAAGCAGGAGUAUGUGCUUCAUGA